AUGGAUACUCUGAUAUGUGCAGGACUUGCGGCAGCGUCCGCCACGUUGUUACCAGGUCGAGACGCAUUAUUCCCCAGCUUUAAAGCAGCCGUGCACGCGAAACCGGGUGUCGAACCCAACGAACGGCAGUCCCCAAAGCUGGAUCGCCAAGAUAGCUCUAAAUCUGAGGACCAGCUGCCUCCUCUGCCUGCCGAUGGUCCUGAAUCCAGUGAGCACUCGCCUCCCCCAUUUGAUAGCUUCAACGCCAAUGAGAAGUCGCCUCCCCUAGUUAAUUCUGAACUCACUCCUCCUGCCGAGCUACCGCCUCUUCCCGAUGGCCUUGAGCUUGACCAGCCGUCGCCUCGCCCAGUUGAUAGCUCUGGACCUGAUGACAAGCCUCCUCCUGCCGAGCUACCACUUCUUCCCGAUGGCUUUGAGCCUGAUCAGCCGUCGCCUCCACCAGUCGAUGGCUCUGGAUCUGAUGAUAAGUCUCCUACUGCCGAGCUAGCGCCUCCUCCUGAUGGCUUUAAGCCUGAUCAGCCGUCGCAUCGUCCAGCUGAUAGUUCUGGAUCUGAUGAUAAACCCCCUCCUCCUGGAAAGCUACCGCCUCUUCCCGACAGCUUCGAGUCCGAUGAGGAGUCACCCUCCGUUGUUGACUCUGAAUUCACUCCUGCUUCCGACGACUCUUCGACCUCGCAAGCGACGUUGAUCCCCCGUGGCAAGUGCAACAUCCCUUCUAUCUCCGCUUCGCCCGAACGCACUCCCGAUGAUAUGAAGGCACUGGAUGUGCCACUUGACGCCGUCGAAGCGGACACAUUCACCGAGGCAGGGCCUGUUUCCCCUAGCCCGAACCUGAUCCAAAUACCCCUAGAUACAUAUACGCAUUUACUAGACCAAAUGACGCGCUUCUUCUCUCACCUGCACGUCUCACCGCCCCCCGCCCUACCAGCUGCAGUUGCUCCAGACAUCCAACAGGGCUGUUGUCCUCAAGGACCAGACGUACUGCGAGUCGUAGAAAGCUUUGAAGCCUCAAGCAAGGCUGAAACUUUGGAACACUCUACACACUCGUUCCUCUUACAGGAGGAACUACACGGGGCAAAACACAUAAUAGCCAAUCUGGCUGAAACCUCGGAGCGCUGCGCAAACUCAAAUGUGACCUCCAUCAUUACAUGGCAGCAGGCCAUGGAGAUAGACAUCGCAACUCUUAAACAAGAGACUUCCAGUCUCCAUGACCGAAGGACGGCCAUCGUCCUCGAGGACAGAUUGGAUGAGGUGUCUAAUCUGAGGCAGCGUUUAGAAACCCAGGUCAAUACACCCCUCGCAUCGAUAAACAAGUUUCAAGUAAAAGAGAGGAGUUUUGCUCUCGAAAAGCAGGAGCUUGAAGGACAGAUUGCGCAACUCAACCAGGCCCAGAAGCAGGCCGCCCAGCAGAACGAACAAAUGACCCGCGAACUCGAGUAUCUUCGACGCGAUUAUGAAACAGAAGUUCAGAAGCUUGGAAUUCGGAACACAGACAUCCAUGCCGAAGCCAUGCAUCGUGUGGAGCUACUCGCCACCGAAAACAAGGCUAUUCGGGCUCAGAACUCCGAGAUUGCGAGUAUUGCAGUUAAUCAGGCAAGCAAAUCCAAUAUCGGCGCCCUGCAAUGCGAGGGAGCGCGCCUCCAGGAGGAACGAUCUUGGGUUGGGGACAAGGUGAGUGAGUUGAUCAGUAAAUGCGCAGCCUACGAGGUUGAGAACGCGCAUCUACAUACACAAGUGAGCGAGUCAAUCAGUAAAUACGCAGCCUACGAGAUGGAGAUCGGACGCAUACGUACAGAAGUGAGUGACUCGAGUAGUAAAUGCGCAGCCUACGAGGUCCAGAACGCGCGCCUACAUACACAAGCUUGUGCGCAAGAUCAUCGCGGCCAUUUACCAUCUAAAGUGUCCCACGCACCAGUAGCGGCUCAGACCGAAGGAAUCUUUAUAGUUACAAGGGAAGCUGGGACUCAAGCAGGUGGAUCCAGCGACGCACCGCCGCGCGUAACCCCUACCACUUUGGAUCAAGUGGUUCAAACCGAUGAGAUCCUCGUAAUCUCAAGCGAAGCUGAGGUACAAGCAGGUGGAUCUAGCGAUGCGCCCCACCGUGUACCCUCGACCGAUCACGGGGUUCAAACCGAUGAAAUAGUCUCAAGUGAAGCUAAGGCACGAGCUGGCGGGUCCAACAAUACACACCAGGUCCAGUCGCCUGAGGGAGUUCAGGCUGAAGUAACCCAAAGUGAAACUGAGACGUACGGGGACCAAUCCAGCGACUCGUCAAUCCAGUCACCACCGAGCGUCGACGCCUCUCACGACGAGGAGGCUCCUUCCCAAGAAAUUCAUGUUGUCUCUGGCGAACAAGAAUAUGGAUCCGAUGAUGCAGCACCCCAGUUACUAUCAACAUCGUCGGAGCUACCCAUUUUUGAGGCUCAUGGGCCUCCUCAUGACUCCGAUGGAGCUCAGAAUGGGGAUCAUACCCCCUCGUCGUCGCCACCGCAAACACCGGCUUUCAAGGCAUUUAAUUUCACGCCGUUGACCCCGUCGCCGCACGAUAGAUCCCUCAUAGGACCUUUGUCGCCUAUGUCCCCCCUAACAAGCAGUCCUGACGGUUCUCCGGUUAGACGGAACGUACGCGUUAAGCAAUUAGCGAGCACUUCAACAAGUUCGCGAAGAACUCAGUCCGGCACACGAUCAAUUUCUAACGACCAGAACUCUGGACAACUCCCCAAAGCUUCGACGAUAAUGAGUCCGCGACGGACUCGGUCUAGCAUGCGAUUGACUUCCAACAACCGGAUAUGCAACCAGCUUGCCCCCGGCGGAAGCCUGACGUCAAAGCGUAAAGCCACUUCAAACUCCUCAGCUGCCCCCAAAAAGCGACGGAGAACUGGCUUCGCAGCUAGCGGGCUUCAAAGGAGGCUGGCCACACCCGAAGAACUCCUCUGUGACGAUUUCAAAAAUACCUUCAUUAGUGACUUGAUGGAAGAGGGGGAUACUGAAAUGCCCGGUAGUUACCCCGCAACACCCUUUGCCUCUUCCCACAAUCAAAAGGCCGUCAACAACCCCGACCCCACUAUCGAUCGAUUUGCAGAAGCCACCACCACCACCCAGCAGCAGGAAGCAGGACAUUUACACCUUCCUCCGGCGACUAUGUCACCCACUGUUGUAAAACCCGAAGUCGCCAACGGAUCUGCUUCGGGUCAUCAUACACUGUCAAACAUACGCGACUCUCAGUCACAAACCGCACCCCGCGUAUCCUUCGCACGUACGCAACCACGUGCACCUUAUGAUCAGGCUGCCCAAUCCACCACCUAUCAUGUCCCUCCCGGCCAAUGGAUGCCCCCGAAUGCAACUCAUGAUCAGCCUGAAAUGGUCGACACUCCUGGGUCUCCUCCAGAUCUUCACCAGUACAGGACACCUAUAAAGUUUCACGCCCAUUCUCCUCCUCCUCCUGAACGUGAGUACAUCACCAUUCUACCCCAGAAUGACUCGAUCAGUGGCCACGGUCUCUCGGAACAACGAAUAUAUCACUCUCAAACGCCGCGCAGAAGCACACCGCAAGCAGAAUCACUCAUUGAAUCAGACCUUCACCAGCGCUCGACAUCUACAAAAUCUUACGCCCAUUCUUCUCGUCCUGAACGUGAAUACAUCACUAUUCCACCCCCGAUUGACUCAAUUAGCGGCCACGGUCUCCUGGGACAACGAAUCUAUCUCCCUCAGGUAGCGUCUGGUAUUUCUCCACAAACGCCGCGCGGAAGCAUACCUCAAGCAGGCUCACUUGUUGAAACAGAUCAUCGCCGGAUUCCCCAGAUAGAGGCUGUCAUCAACCCUUCAGCCCCUCUCAAUGCCACGUCACACCCAGCUAGGGCACCUCCCCCUUCUAGCUACUUCAUCGACAAGGACAUGAAAGUGUUCUAUACCGAACAAGGGACCGAUAAACUACUGGGCCGGCUCAAGCUAUACAACGCCGACUCCAAGAGCACAAGUGACAGAAAACCCCGAUACAUUGAUUGUGUGCGUUUAGGUGAAGGCCUACUUGACUUUCCCUUGGUCCCAGAAUCUUGGCUUUUGUUACCAGGCGACAUGUUCUUGCUUCAUAGCGACGAUAAAAACAUGAUGGCUGAGCGGAUGUGGCUCCAGGACAAACACGAGACCUGGCAGGAUAUCACCCAUCAAUGGAAUUUGCGCAACGGCAUCAACAACAUGCUUGUGCCCCACCCAAACGAAAAGGACGCAUAUCUAACAUGGGGCAGGGGUGAUCGGCCAAACUGGGUGAAAGGCGAGACUAUGAAGAAUAAAGCGAAAACAUGA
Molecule: messenger RNA, 4302 nt
Organism: Pleurotus ostreatus (oyster mushroom)
Lineage: Eukaryota; Fungi; Basidiomycota; Agaricomycetes; Agaricales; Pleurotaceae
Exons: 25
Coding region: 1-4302 (1433 amino acids)
Source: RefSeq, a predicted model, not a curated record